Necator americanus (New World hookworm) is the source of this 462-nucleotide messenger RNA. RefSeq lists its product as uncharacterized. Bases 1 to 462 code for a protein of 153 amino acids. NCBI's taxonomy places the organism in Eukaryota, Metazoa, Nematoda, Chromadorea, Rhabditida, Ancylostomatidae. The transcript has a single exon. The record is from RefSeq and is a predicted model, not a curated record.
AUGACAUAUGUACCUGCUGAUGUCUGGAAGCUGCUAGGAGAUCGAGGGUCCAUGUGGCUCGCAACUCUAUUUAACGAAAUCGUUGCAGAAGGACGGACUCCAGACGUUUGGCAAACUUCCGUGACCGUGCCCGUUUGGAAAGGGAAAGAAAACAUUGCUGAAUGCACCUCGUACAGGCCUAUACGACUGCUGUGCCAUACGAUGAAGGUUUUUGAGCGUGUGCUGGAAGCUCGUCUGAGGAAAAUUGUUAGUGUUUCACUCAACCAGUGCGGCUUUGUGAAGGACCGCAGCACUAUAGAUGCUAUCCAUGCUGUCCGAAUCCUCUUGGAGAAACAUCGAGAGAAGAACCGCAGUGUGCAUCUUGCUUUUCUCGAUCUCAAGAAAGCUUUCGACCGUGUCCCACAUGAGCUGUUAUGGAUGUCCACGAGGUCGCAUAGAGUACCAGAAGAAUAUGUGCGGUAG